Messenger RNA from Penicillium lagena, 1323 nucleotides. RefSeq names its product NCBP3 domain-containing protein. The transcript has 2 exons. Gene Ontology annotation, molecular function: RNA 7-methylguanosine cap binding; mRNA binding. Lineage: Eukaryota; Fungi; Ascomycota; Eurotiomycetes; Eurotiales; Aspergillaceae. Gene Ontology annotation, cellular component: cytosol; nucleus. The record is from RefSeq and is a predicted model, not a curated record. The coding region runs from base 1 to 1323 and encodes 440 amino acids.
AUGGAUAUUGACAUGGACCUGGACCUGGGCCCGGCCCCCGAGCCUGAGCCUCAGCCCAUCGCGAUGGAUAUGGGACACGUGGAGGGCGUAGUCGAUCCGCUCACAGCCGAAGCGGAUGCGCUGUACGAAAAGGUCCACGUCCGGGGCGUGGACGAAAUGACAACGGACAACAUCAGACAAUUCGCCAGCAGCCACUUUGAGCAGGAGCAGCCGUCGCGCAUCGAAUGGAUUGAUGACACAUCCGCGAAUAUUAUCUACUCCUCUACUGAGAUCGGCCUCCAAGCACUCGCUGCCUUUACGCAAGCCGGUGAGGAAGGUGACGCGUCUGCCUUGCCGCCUCUGCGCCUACGCUCGGCCAAGCUCCUGUCAACCCACCCAGACUCGGUCCUCCAGGUGCGCUCGGCGGUGAAGACCGACCGCAAGAGGGCUCGUGCCCAUGAAGCUAGUCGAUUCUAUCUUAUGCACCCGGAGCACGACCCCCGAGAGCGCCUACGACGGGAACUAGACGAAAGAAGACAACAUGGUGGCGGCGAAUCUAGCGAUGGCGACUACCGGCGGCGUCGUUUCGAUGACCGUGAGCUGCGACGACGCCGAGACCGUGAUGGGGAGGACCGGUUCAACGUGGACAUGUACGACGAUAAUGGCGGCAGCUAUUCGGACUCGGAUCGCGGUAUACGGGAGCGAAGAGGCCGUGGUCGGAGAGAUCUAUUCCCGGAGGAUGAGGAUCAAACAUUCGGACGCCUUCGCAAUCGCAGCGCAUCGCCCGGUCGCGACACGUUGGAGGACAACGAAAGGGCUGAUCGUGCCGGCCACAGCAGACGGUUCCGUGAACGGUCGCCACGACUCGGCCGCCGCAACCAAGGCAAAGAGCUCUUUCCGACCAAGGGCGGCAACUCGGACACGAGAGAACUCUUCCCCAACAAACUGGCCUCCAGCUACAUCCAGAACCAGAAUAGCAAAGCCAGUAAUCACCGACGUUCGGACGCAUUUGAUGCUGCAGACGAGACUGCCGAUCUGCUUGGCCGAAGGAUCUCUGUCCCACUUACCGACGGGGCCUCCGAUAAGGCGCAGCGGAACAAAAAUGUUGAGCUCUUCCCAGACCGUGGUGAAGAUCAAGGUGCCGCCAUGCGUGGGCUUACUUCGGAGGAUCAGGGCUGGGCCAUCCGAGGUGCAGCAAAUGGCAUGUCUAUUAAAGGGAAGGGUUCCUCAGUUCGGGAGCUAUUUCCGUCCAAGUAUGGUGACAAUUCUGGCAAGGAAUUGUUCUCAAAUACGCUGCAAGGGCGUGGAGGACAGCGGCGGCGAGCUGAGGACAUGUUUGGCUGA